Molecule: messenger RNA, 2189 nt
Organism: Telopea speciosissima
Lineage: Eukaryota; Viridiplantae; Streptophyta; Magnoliopsida; Proteales; Proteaceae
Product: protein FAR1-RELATED SEQUENCE 11-like
Exons: 3
Coding region: 24-2114 (696 amino acids)
Biological process (GO): regulation of DNA-templated transcription
Molecular function (GO): zinc ion binding
Source: RefSeq, a predicted model, not a curated record
AUUCUGUUAUCUAUGUUUUGCAGAUGGAAUCAUUACUCUCUGAGGGCAGAACAGUUCCAUUUGGUAUGGAUGUAGCUGGCCAGCAAGAAAACUCAGAGGAGAGUGAUUCUAGUGAACCUUCCAGUGUUUCACUACAUUCUGGGCAAAUCUUUGGUCCUGCAGAAGAAGCAUCAGCGGAUAGUGUUUACAAUGGACUUUCCAAUGAUAUGCUACAUCCAGGGAAAGUCUUUGGUACUGCAGAAGAAGCUUUUGAGACAUAUAUCAGGUAUGCGAAGAAACAUGGAUUUUCCAUUCGGAAGCAACGCACUUAUGUAAUAGAAGAUGGUUCAAAGGAGAUUUACCGGAGAGACUUUGUUUGCCACCGAGCAGGGAAGGGGAAACGAAAGAGAAUGGAUGAUGGCAACGAAGGAAGGAAUCGUAAGUCAGUUAGAUGCAUGUGUGAGGCUCACUUGUGUGUUUAUAGGGUUAAGACAGCUGAAGCUGUGACAUGGCAGGUCAGUAGCUUUUCUGAUAAGCAUAACCAUGAGCUACUCACUGAGGAUGAAGUGCGUCACUUACCCGCCUAUCGGUACAUUUCAGAUUAUUACAAGGGCCGCCUAGUGGAAAUGGAAAAGUCUGGAAUGUCAGUGAAGCAAAUGAUGAGACUACUAGAGGUGGAGCAAAAGGUUGAAGUUGGUGGAUUGCCCUUUAAUGAAACAGAUAUAAGGAAUUUUUUAAGUCAAAGCAAGAACAUAGAGCGGAAGUAUGAUGCUGCCAACCUUGUGCUUUUGUGUAGAAGUAUGCAGGAAAAGGAUGCUGAAUUUCGAUAUGAUUAUAGUGUUGAUGAACAAAAUAGGUUGGAGCAUAUUGCCUGGUGUCAUGCUUCAUCUGUUCGAGGUUAUGAGCACUACGGUGAUUUGGUUGUGUUUGACACCAGCAAUAAGCUUAAUGCUUAUGAUAUGAUAGUUGGAAUUUGGGUUGGUGUUACCAAUCAUGGGGUUUCAUGCCUAUUUGGAUGUUGUUUACUACGCAAUGAGAAGGCCUCAUCAUUUUCAUGGGCAUUAAAAGUAUUUCUAAGGUUUAUGAAUGGUAAACAUCCGAAAAUUAUAUUCACUGAUCAAGAUUCUGCAAUCAGAGAAGCUGUUAGGGAGCAGAUGCCAGGUACAAGGCAUGCAUUUUGCAUGUGGUAUAUCACGAAGAAGGCUCCUGGGUGGUUUUCUAGCCUACUAGGAACACGUUACAAUAAGUGGCAGGAGGAAUUUUAUAAGUUGAAUGAGGCCGAAAGUGAAGAAGACUUUGAUGUAGGCUGGAGGGACAUGGGUGAAAUGUAUGGACUUAGUGGGGAUCUGAAUUGGAUUAAUUUAUAUGAGUUGCGUGCAUUGUGGGCAAAGCCAUUCCUGAAGUCCUCGUUUGUUGGUAUUUGGACAACAAACAGAUCAGAAUCGAUGAACUCUUUCAUGAAGAGAUUCAUUACAUCAGAAACCUUGCUCACUGAAUUCAUGGAACAGGUCGGACGGGCUGUUGACACCAUAGUUCUGGCAGGGGAAAAACAGAACAUGCAACAAAAGGUUAACAAGAUUGUUCUUAAAACAGGGGCGCCCAUUGAAGAACAUGCAUCAAAAUUAUUAACCCCAUAUGCAUUCAAUCAAUACCAGAAGGAGAUACUUCAAUCAUUCUUUUAUCGAGUGCAACAGAUUGACAAUGGGGAAUGGCUUGUAAAACAUGCUUCAACAGAAGACAAAGGCUGUAAGGUUUAUCAUGUUGUGGGUGGAGGGGUUGUUAGUUGUAGCUGUAGGGCCUUUGAAUUUACUGGAAUUCUAUGUAGACAUGCUGUGGCAGUGUUACAAAGGAACAACUGCUUUGGAACCCCUGAUCAGUACUUACCAGUUCGCUGGCGGCGGGAGGCAAGUAUGGAAAGCAAUGCUUACUUGGAGAGACUUAAAGUACUGAAGCCUAUUGCCAUGGAGUUGAUAAAAGAAUCCGCCAAGUCCGUAUCUGUAUUCUCUACUGUCUUGGAAGUAUUGACUAAGACUCUCAAUGAUGCGAAGUCACAUGGAGGCUCAAGUAGUGAUCAUGGUGAUGUUGGGGUUGAGAUGACAGCAAUUGAAUUAUGUACCAAUGCUCCUGGUGAUUAAAUAUUUUCCGCUCUUUUAAAUCCAGAGGUCUGCAUUGACGAAAGGAACAAGGACAUGGAUAAUACAGAGGAUGCA